AUGUUCCGAAAGCUCACCGCCCUCCUCUCAUCCCUCUCCCUCGCCGCUGCGCACUUCUCAAUCGAGUAUCCCUACUGGCGCGGCAGCUCCUUCGAAGGCGACGCCUCGCAGUGGAUUUCACCCUGCGCCAACGUCAACUCGACGCCCGAGUCCGAAGCCAACCGCACGCAGUGGCCCGUGACGGGCGGCUCGCUGCGCCUGCACGUCACGCACCCGUGGGCGCUGACGUACGUCAACCUCGGGCUGGCCGAAGGCAACAACACGAUCGCCAGCUUCAACGCCUCGCUGCUCGCCACGUACAACCAGACGGGCAACGGCACCUUCUGCCUGCCGCAGCUGGGCGGCACGGCGCUGGAGGAGCUCGCGCGCGAAGCCGGGAUCGAAGGAGGCGUGACGGGGCUGGACGGCCGCAAUGCGAGCUUGCAGGUCGUGCAGAUUGGACAUGGCGGGAGUGCGUUGUACAAUUGCGCCGACAUCACUUUCUCCUCCAACGCCUCCACGCUGGCCGCGGACCAGUGCAGUAACUCGACCGGCGUCGGCGGCAUCGAGGUCACGAACGUCGGCUCCGAGGCUGCUGCGGGUGGCAGCGCUUCUUCGUCUGCGUCGUCCGCUGAUGCGAGCGCGACGGCGACGGGAGCUGCGAGUGGUGGCAAGGACGACCACAUGGCUGGCAAGUUGUUUCUUGCAGGCCUAGUAGGUCUUCUUUUGUUGGGGUUGUAG
Lasiodiplodia theobromae is the source of this 720-nucleotide messenger RNA. RefSeq lists its product as uncharacterized. Lineage: Eukaryota; Fungi; Ascomycota; Dothideomycetes; Botryosphaeriales; Botryosphaeriaceae. The transcript has 3 exons. The record is from RefSeq and is a predicted model, not a curated record. Bases 1 to 720 code for a protein of 239 amino acids.